Molecule: messenger RNA, 6583 nt
Organism: Nothobranchius furzeri (turquoise killifish)
Lineage: Eukaryota; Metazoa; Chordata; Actinopteri; Cyprinodontiformes; Nothobranchiidae
Gene: syt6a
Product: synaptotagmin VIa
Biological process (GO): regulation of calcium ion-dependent exocytosis; regulation of dopamine secretion; calcium-ion regulated exocytosis
Cellular component (GO): plasma membrane; exocytic vesicle
Molecular function (GO): calcium ion binding; clathrin binding; calcium-dependent phospholipid binding
Source: RefSeq, a predicted model, not a curated record
GCAUGAGUUCUGACCGUGAGGAGUAUGACAUGCUCUGUCAGAAAGCUGUAACCCUCCUUAUUGACCUCUGCCUGCUCAACAGUACCGUGCUGGAUCAGGACGCCUGUCAGGAUUUCCUGUUGGCACUGACCAGUCAGGACUCGGACCACAAAGACGCAGACGUUACUUUUGGCCUGGUUCUGGGUCUGUUUCUUGUUUGUGGCCUGGCUCUGCUGGGCCUCCUUACGCUAGUGUCCUGGAAGCUGUGCCGGGUGCCUCGGCAGACAAAGGCCCACUUCCCCAGUCCACCUCUCAGCCCGGCCGGUAACCCACGACGCGGCUCGCUCCAGCAGCCUCCCCCGCUGCCCAGUCCCCAACAACCGGCGGUCACCAUGGCAACAGAAAAGGUGAAGGACCCCAUAGGCUCGCAGGCUUUCCUGGAGGCAGCAGUGAAGAUAAGCCAUACCUCUCCCGACAUCCCCACGGACGUGCAGCUCUCCAUGAGGGAGCACUUCUUGCGCCGCACGCAGCGCAUGCAGAGACAAACCACUGAGCCAGCCUCGUCCACACGGCACAACUCUUUCAAAAGGCACCUGCCCAGGCAGAUGCAGGUGGGCAGCUUAGAUCUGGGAAAUGAUUAUGUAGCAGACAAGGAUGAAAAGCCAACAAGCAUCGGCCGCAUCCAGCCAGAGCUCUACCAGCUGAAGGCCCCAGAAUCAGAGGAUUCCUCCAAGAACAGCAGCGGCAAAAACUGUGGCAGGAUAAACUUUUCACUCAAGUAUGACUACGAGAACGAAGCCCUGCUUGUCAAUAUCAUCAGGGCCGUCGAUCUGCCUGCCAAGGACUUAUGUGGUACUUCUGACCCUUAUGUGAAGAUCUAUCUGCUGCCCGAUCGCAAGAAGUUCCAGACUCGAGUCCACCGGAAGACGCUCAACCCCACGUUCAUUGAGAGCUUCCAGUUUUCCGUGCCUUACGAAGAGCUGGCAGUCAGGAAGCUCCACAUGAGUGUCUUUGACUUUGACAGGUUUUCUCGGCAUGACAUGAUCGGAGAGGUGGUGUUGGAGAAUUUGUUUGAGACGUCGGACCUGUCGCGAGAGACAAACAUCUGGAGAGACAUCGAGUAUGCCACCAGUGAAAGUGUCGACCUUGGGGAGAUCAUGUUCUCACUCUGCUACCUUCCCACCGCAGGCAGACUCACACUCACAGUCAUCAAGUGCAGGAACCUCAAGGCCAUGGACAUCACUGGGUACUCAGAUCCCUACGUCAAAGUAUCACUGAUUUGUGAUGGAAGACGUUUGAAAAAAAAGAAGACCAGCAUUAAGAAGAACACCCUGAAUCCCACCUACAACGAGGCCAUCAUCUUCGACAUCCCUCCAGACAGCAUGGACCAUGUCAGCCUGCACAUCUCUGUCAUGGAUUAUGAUUUGGUGGGUCAUAAUGAGAUCAUCGGUGUGAUGAGGCUUGGAUCCCAUGCUGAAGGUCUUGGCAGGGACCACUGGAAUGAAAUGCUGGCUUAUCCACGAAAGCCAAUCGCACACUGGCACCCCCUGCUGGAGCCCAAGAAAUCUGAGAAAGAAUGGAAGGCGAGAACAGCCAGCUUUGACAGCCAGGGCUCGUGCCCCUCACCCAGGCCCCCUGCUAGUCCCUGAGAGGAUCCACCUGUGAUCCAGCAGCCCAGAAGGGGACUUCCUCCCUCCUGAUGAUCCACUUCCUGUCUUUGUGGAUAAGGAGAAACACAACUCUUUCUCUCUCUCUCUCUCUCUCUCUCUCUCUCUCUCUCUCUCUCUCUCUCUCUCUCUCUCUCUCUCUCUCUCUCUCUCUCUCUCUCUCUCUCUCUCUCUCUCUCUCUCUCUCUCUCUCUCUCUCUCUCUCUCUCUCUCUCUCUCUCUCUCCUUGUCUGCCUUCCUUCCUCAAGCCUAGUCCCAAAGCACUCCCAAGAACUGAUCCAGGACUUUCCAUCAGCCAGCUGUGUGAAGCUCUGUAUUUUCUGGAUUCAAACUUAAAGUAGACAAUUUGAAACGUGGCUGUUUUGACGGUCUGAAAGUGGCUUUGUCCUGUAGGAGGCUGGCUGGAGAUUCAGUCUGCAGACAUCUGUUGCUGGAUUGUCCAAACCAGGGCAAACUGAUCGUCGGUGACUUGUUGGUCUCAAAGGACUUGGAUCAAGAGCAGCUUAGAGCUGCAGACUCUUUGAUGGAAAUAACACAGUCGGAUAUCAUUUCCUGAAAGCAGCAGAUGUUUCACAAAGGGGAGCCGACGAGAGGGGGAGUCAAGAGCAAAGCCAGAUAUUUGAAACUCAGUGGAUCUCUCAGUUUAUUUUGCAUUUUUGUGUUACCGUCCACCAAUAGCAAGUCAAAUCGGUCUGAAACUAGAAAUUAAAAUCAGCUUGGUUGUACUUUUGAAUUUAUCAGAAUCAAUUUAUUGUCAUUGAGCCACCGUCCAAGGAAAUUUCCGUUUCAGCACAACCCGUCUAAGAUUUGACACACAGCACGUUAAAAACACACAGACAGACUCGGGCUGAGCUGUGGGUAUGCAGCCAUCCUGGUGCUCCCAUAUGCAGAUAAAAAAGGGUGACAAGAGGAUGGUGGGGCAUUCUGGACCUACUCCCCACAGGGGAUAGGUCUGAUAUACAAAAAACAAUGCCUCAGUUCAAUAAAGCACAUAUUCAGACAAUUACAACAGAUAUAAAUCCAUGAGAGGUGGGUGGGAGGGGUUAAGAUCACUAUUGCAACUGAGAGAGUUUGCAGCUAUCCAGCACAUUCUCCAACCCUAAAUGUUCAGGGGUGUGAGUGAGAGUCGAAGUGUGCCGAGAACACCGAGUCCCUAUUGGGUCUGUGACCUUUCUCCCAGAUAAGUCACAAACUGAUCAAGGAGCUCACAGACCCAUGUCAAGAGUAAGGGAGAAAGGGCAGAUUAUCUGUCUCUGAGGGAGUUUUGAAUUUUUCAGUCCUCAAGGCCAAACAUAGGGGAGCCAAAAUCAGAUAACAUUUUUUGUUUUGGAACAGGCCAGAGAUAACAUUUUAAAAAUGUAUUUAAAAUAAUUAAUUGUCUGAUCAACACUAUGGUUUCAAACAGGGUGUUUAAACUGAUAUAUCACAUAGCUUAUGCUGUAAUAAUUCUAAACGUUAACAAUUGCUUAAAGUGGCACUGCACUGAAUAAACAUGUUUUAAUUAUUAUUUCUGAUUAUAAUCCGUCACUAUGAGUUUAACGUGCAGGCUGAACAUGAAAAUAGUCUUCUACACCUAUCUCCUGCAUUAGCUUCUGAUAGAAAACAGACGGCAAAACUCUAGGAUUAGAAAACCUGACACAUCUAUGUCACUUAACAUUCAUGGACUCGCCCAUCUUGACUCAUGACGGGGAAGGCUGUUGUUGGUUUAGCCUCCAUUUUCUGACAGAGGUGCGUCGGAGCUUUGUUUCCCCAGAGUAGAACUCACAAGGCAUUCAUUCCUACUAGAGACCACUGAAAAUGUAAUACAAAUAUGAGUAAAGUAUCACUUUAAAUAUUCAACUGAAUUUUAAAAAAGGUAAUUAGGGAGUCAAAAAACAUAGAAAUACUCAUUAAACAUAAAAAAUAAAAAGCAUACAAAGACCUGAGAGCACUUUUACAAUUGUCUUCUUUUAACUGUCUGAUGAGUCUUUCAGAGCAGUGUUACCAUUUCUUCCAACACAAAUCAGAAACUUCUUCCAAAAUACACAUAGGAAGGGUAUGUUUUUGCUUUGUUAAUUCUCUGAUUUCUGGUUUUAGUGGAUGUAAAUAUCCUUCUGUACAGAUGUUUUAUUAAAUGUAAAAUGUUGCUUUUCUGAACUAAAAAAAGCCAAGAAGAUAUAUUAUGUAGACAUCUAAGAAAUGUUUAGCCUUGUUGUUGGUGAAGAUAAAAAAUAAGAAAUUAUAUAUUUCUCUUUUUACAGAUGCAUAUUUCUUGAAUUUUAUUAUCUCAUUAAAUAAAGAGCUCAGUGUAAAUGAGCAGUAUUCAAAAGAUCUAAACUGUACAAAUAAAACCUGAUUACUGGUCCCAGCCAAGCCGGAUAGAAAUACCAGUGAGGACAAUUCUUUAUUCAGGUCAAAGAGUAGCAGCCAUACUGUUUUUGAUUAGCCUUGUGUUUCAUGUUUAUUGUGUUUACUCCUCUUGUGGUUAUAAAUUUAUUUAUUUAUUUAUUUAUUUAUUUAUUUAUUUAUUUAUUUAUUUAUUUAGUUGUGAAAGAAAAUGUACAUUAUUACAUCAAAAGGCACAAAUCUUAAAUCACUGUAGUGGGUCAAAACAUGACCCUUAGUGUUUUGUUUACAGUGUAUAAACAUAUUUGCAUUGUGUUUAUUUAGAAUUUGCUAUUAACAUCAUAUGUAUGAGCUACACAUGUUGGAUUUAACAGCUGGUAACAGAGUGUGUUCAAUUUAGAGUGCUUACCUUCCAAAAUGGACUUUCUGGAUACUUUGCAGAACCAUCCUUCAUAAAAUCAAAACAAUUUCAACUAUAAGGGCAAUAAAGCCUGUUUCACUCUGAUUGCAGUAUAGAGGUGGUACGGAUCCCCUACAGCCUCCAAACAGACUGGUAUUCACACUAGUCAUCUGACACAAUGCAUUUAAAAAUAUACAUGUAAAAAUCAUUCAUUCAUUUUAAACUGAUAUCUCUGUCAAGCUGGCAAUGAAAAUGCAGGUUUUAUUUUGAAAUAUCCCAGAUGCACCCCACUAUUCCAUGUCUCAUUUCCUGUCUGACUCAUGUACUUCCUUUACCUUCACGACAAUCCACAUGAAGCAUCUAGAAAACAUAGAUUCCAUGCAGAAACUUACCUGAGUUUCGCUUUCGGAUCCGUACCCUGCUGCAGCCGGUGUGAAUGCUCGGUCUACACUCUGUGUUUUUUUUCUUUCUUUUUUUAAUCAAAGUGGAAGGCAUAAGGAACCGGACUGCAUUCCUUUCACACAUGGCGUGAAACAGGCGUCAAGGCCUAAAAUGCUAAUUUGCUUUUUCCUCUCUCCAAAACAAAUGACAUAGCCUUGGUUCACAUCUGUUGACUGUGACCGUGUGUUUGCACCUUAUCAUUACGGCUGUAAUGGUUACAUAGCAGCGUCAUGCAAAGUACCUGAAUGAAUAUCUUGAUCAAAGAUUGACGUCCCAUUUUAGUGGCGUUGUAUCCUGGAUUUUGGUUUUAAAUAGAGAUUACCGUAAUUUCCGGACUAUAGAGCGCACCUCAACAUUAGCCGCACCGGGCUAAAAGCCGCAGAUAUCUACUGAAUUGAAAAUGUAGUUUAACUGAACUUAACUAAACUGAUCAGUAUCAAACAAAACAGAGAAGUUAUUGAUUAGUUUAUUCAUCAUCCUCCUGCGCACGGAAACCACUGAAGUCCUCUUCUUCAGUGUCGGAGUUGAACAGCCUCAGAAGAGCUUCGUCACAUACCUUUUCUGUGGCGAUGUCCGUGUUGCUGUCAUCAUCCCGGGGUGAAGUUGGGAAAACAAGCAGCGCCGUUUUACUGUGAAAAAAAUCCUCCUGGGCGCUUUCCGUAGCGCUCCUUUAACCUUUCCUUCAUUAGACUUUCCAGCAUCCAUCCUUUCUGGUUGACUAAAGCCGCACCUCAUUAUAAGCCGCAUGAUUCAAGGCGUGGAAAAAAUGAGCGGCUAUAGUCCGGAAAACACGGUGCUCUGUUUUUAUGAACCCGGCAAAAACAUUAAACAGAAAGCAACAGCUUAAUGUGAUCCCAGGCCAAAGAACUGCCAGACAGCUAUCAUUUAUCACAUCUGAAAGGGUUUUCACAGAUAAAUGUUGCUCAUUGAGAGUUUUUGUUCAAGACAUCGAGACACUAACAGAUGAUUUCAGCAGAUGCGCCCUGUCUGUUUUAGCCAUUUCCAUCAUGGAUAAGUUGAUAUCGUAUCACUGAACGACCGAUAUGACCAAUGAGAGGCAGUAGACGGGUGGACGGGUCAGCAUCUACACAGCAGUGGCAUUUGCCUAAUUGGCGCUCUUAACAAGAAUGAGUCAGUGCAUUGAUGCUUGUGUGUGACGUAAUCUAUCAUAGUCGACACUCGGUCUGAAGUUCUCUCUAAUUUCCACGUGGUUGUGAGUUCUUUGGACUGACGGCAUUGUUAGACUUCUGUCUAAUAUAUGUGUACAGUUUGAAAUUAGUGGAUGAACAAUUGUGUUGUUUCUGUUGCUCCUUUACUUGUAUUUUAUGAUGGUCAUACUUCUCUGACAGUGUGGUGUGAUUUCAUAGUAGAUGAACCUGUUAGACCAAUUGCCUCAGUCAAUGGACUGUUUCUGACCUUUUAGCUUCGCCUAAUAUUGUAAUGUUCAUUGAUAUGACUUUGUAUUCCUUCCAGCUGUGAUAAUAGCACAGAAUUGUACAUUUUUUAUUGAACGUUUUGUAUUUGUAAUAAUAGAAAGGUUGGUUAAAACAAAUGAUUCUUUUAGGUUUGUGAUCAUUAUUGACAUUAUGAAAACAGAGUGCGUAGUACACGUAUGUAGCAAACAGUAUUUUCACCACAAACUGUCAUUCCUUCGUUUCUAAAAGUCUGAAAAUGCACAUCAGAAACUUGCUUGCUGUGUUUUCUCCCAUGGAGCGUGAUGUGGUCUGUGACAUGUUUUCUUUUCAUUGAUUAAAAAACGUAUGCAAAGUGG